AUUGAGGUGUGAGGGGAGUUUAAGAGGGGAGUUGAUGUGGCAUAACCUGAUUGGGUGUGUGUAAGAGAGGGGACUCCCUCUUAGGGGAGUGCCCCGCUCACCCUAAGCUAUUGAAUUGUAACCCACAUCGGCUUUCCCACUGCUCCCUUCCAUCAAAUCCAUUCUCCCAUCAAAUCAAGAAACUUUCUGAUGACCAAAAGUUAAUCACGACUUUCUUGUUCGGGCCGCGUUACGUUUACGUUUAUGAUUGUUUAUUAGUUAAUGGGUCAAACACUUAUUAUGUUUUAUUGUUUGCGUCAAACUUGGGCCUGAGGCCACGUUUAUGUUUUUCUGUUUGGGUCGUAUAAGUCCAGAAGGUCUCGGGAUUGGAUCAGCUUAGUUUGGGCCCGGUUUAGAUGAAUUAAUGUGAAUACCAAAGCAGCAGUUAUCAGGGGAAACAAGACGUACCGAUUGGCAAGGUAGUUACCACAGACACAUCGCUUCACUAAGGGAUACGUCGUUUCAACAGGCACCGGUUCACAGUGUUAUAUAUAGGGCUGUAACUUUGUUUUUUCAAUACCGAAUUCACUUGAAGUUUAUGAAGUUAUUCGAAGUUAGUCACUGAUUCUGUGCAUUAUAUUUAAUUCGGCAAUUGCAGUAAGUUUGUUUCAUUGUUUUUGUUUACUAUUACAAUGCAAUUCUGCAAACGUUGUUAUUUGGUUGAUUGUGAUUGUGAGUACGAUGACAACCCGGUCCGUUCCGAAUGGUCCUGGGUGUCCGAUGAUUCUGAUACCAACAUUGGUAUCAGAGCCAAAGGUUCAUAGGGAAACGGAAAGGGUUGUGAUCAUGGGGAUGUUUGUCUUCGCGGUAAAGGAAAAGCGGUAGAGAUCGGAAGUAGUAGUAAUGUUGGGAACGUUGGAAAGUGCGGCCGGGGCUGCAACCUUGGGAAAAGAGUUGCGCAGGGGAAGCCAACCAAACGUUCGGUGAAGUCAUCCGGGAAGGAUUAUGCGAAGAAGAAGGUUCCUAAAGGCGUUGGAAAGAAAGUUAACCGGAAAGGGAAGGCACCGGUUGGACGGCCGAGGAAGGCCGGGGUGAUAUGUUUUAUUUGUAAACAAUUUGGGCACAUAGCCUCCAUUUGCCCUAGUAAAUAUAUCAAUUUAGGCCCGUUACCGGACGAAGAUGAUUACUUAGUCGAUGGUACGAGCGGUGGUUUGUUUAGCGAAAUGUGGGUCGUUGAUCCAAGUUUCAAGACACACAUGACCGGGAACCGUAGUUUGUUCAAACGGUUCAAGAGGCAUUUCGGGGUAAUCACGAACGAGAAAAAGAAGAUUUUUUCGUUUGUUCAUGGCGUUGGUGAAGUGAGAAUACCGGUCGAUGGAAGAGAGAAAACGAUUUCGUGUGUAAGUUAUGUACCGAGAAUGGAGAAGAAUGUUCUAAGUUUGGAAAAAUUGUUGUUCCAAGGGAUCGAGACGGUCACCACGGGUGACAAGUGUAUGUUGAAGAGAAUGUUCGGUGCACAAGUUAGGAGUUUCGAUGUGUAUGAAGAAAAAUCAAAUGUUGAUCUAGAAGAGGAGUACUUGAAUCGAUUCUAUGAUCAUUUUGAUGUCGAUAACGGUCACCGGAUGGAGAAGGAGAAACUUAAGGAAUACAUUGAAGAUUUCUAUGAAGAAGAAUUUAAGAAGGAGCGUGAAGAAAAGAAGAAAGCAAACGGUGAAGGUACAUCGGGAACCAAGAAGGAUGAAGUUGUGUUUUCAAGAAAGCAAAAAGUUUGCUUUAUGAUCUACUACGAGGGCAUGAAAGAUAACCCUCGCCAAUCGAAGCAAGAGUUACGUGAAAGGGCGGUGGUCCUUUCCCAAGAUAAAGAUGACGUGAUCGAAAACGGUUUAAUAAUGGAUAGUUGCUUAGAACCGUUGGAUUUGCUCUUGAUGCACGAAGAAUUGGCGGGAUAUGAUAAGUUUUAUGAUGCGAAUUUUGAUGAUGUCUUGAUAUGGUUUUUGCCAAGUUUUCUUGGUAUUGUUAAACCUAGAGACAUGCCACCCAAAUUGCUAGACGGAAGGGAUGUGAAUUUGCUUCUUUUGUACCGGGUUGUGAGUCUCAAGGGUGGAAUUAAAAAGGUUAUUGAAGAUGAUUCGUGGGCUGAAGUUGCAUUAGAGUAUGGGUACGAGAAGGAUGACGGGUUCGAGAUGAAGGUUUCGUAUGUUCACUACAUCGAGCUAUUUGAAUGGUACUUCGACUACAUGAAGAAAAAGGGUGAUACGAACGCAAAGGCUAAAGAGAAAGAUGGAAAGAAGGAUGCUCAAGACAAGGAGGUCAAGAUCGAGGAUGAUGCGGAUUUGGUGAUCACUUUCGUGGUCACCGAUGAUGAAGAUACUUGAAGAAUGUUGCGGGUCAAGAAAGUUCGUGCUUAAGGGGGAGAUUGAAGACCAAAAGUUAAUCACGACUUUCUUGUUCGGGCCGCGUUACGUUUACGUUUAUGAUUGUUUAUUAGUUAAUGGGUCAAACACUUAUUAUGUUUUAUUGUUUGCGUCAAACUUGGGCCUGAGGCCACGUUUAUGUUUUUCUGUUUGGGUCGUAUAAGUCCAGAAGGUCUCGGGAUUGGAUCAGCUUAGUUUGGGCCCGGUUUAGAUGAAUUAAUGUGAAUACCGAAGCAGCAGUUAUCAGGGGAAACAAGACGUACCGAUUGGCAAGGUAGUUACCACAGACACAUCGCUUCACUAAGGGAUACGUCGUUUCAACAGGCACCGGUUCACAGUGUUAUAUAUAGGGCUGUAACUUUGUUUUUUCAAUGUACCGAAUUCACUUGAAGUUUAUGAAGUUAUUCGAAGUAAGUCACUGAUUCUGUGCAUUAUAUUUAAUUCGGCAAUUGCAGUAAGUUUGUUUCAUUGUUUUUGUUUACUGUUACAAUGCAAUUCUGCAAACGUUGUUAUUUGGUUGAUUGUGAUUGUGAGUACGAUGACAACCCGGUCCGUUCCGAAUGGUCCUGGGUGUCCGAUGAUUCUGAUACCAACACUUUCACGCUUGAUCGGAAGAAGGAGAAAGAAUUGCGGAGGAGGUAGAGGGGCGGUGACAACGACCCUGUUACACCUACAGACUGCAACCACAGGAGCACCUCGCCAAUUAAAAUCACUAAACACGUUUUAAUAUCAAGCCUCUAUUAUUCACGAGGGAAGAUACAUUCUGAGCUUAUUUUCACAACUCGAAAGACCCUGUCUCUCACUGUUUGAAGAUCGCCGGAGGAACGCAAAGUCGCCGGAAAAACCCUCUUGCUCUCCAUCGUCGGUAUGCUGCUGUUUUUGCAACUUUAGUUUCUUGUUUGGCUUGCUUGGUUUGGAUUGACUUUGGUUCAAAGCUGCUUGCUUCACUUGCGAAGUGUUUUGAGUGAACAUGGUUGGAACGCAGCGUUGAUACCACUGCACCUACGUUUGCCACCACCGGUGUCCUCUUCACGAAUAGCCACCACUCGCCGUGACAACCACCUGGAAUUGUCGCCGUUUGUUCGAAUCGCCUUCUUUCACUGUUCGACACAACCGCCGGCGACUAUCCUUUAUUCGAGUAUCCAUUGUGAUCGUUGCUGUUGCGAAGUCGCUCAAAGCCGCGAACUACAAAGCGGUGGUUGGUUUCAGCAGCGUAGAGUCCAGCAAUCGACACGUUCUAAAUCAUUUGUUUUGGAUUCGUCUCGCCCAACAAUUAAGAUUAUUCAAAACAAAAAUGGUUGGAGUUCAGAGCAUGUGCUUUUGCAUACAAGUACUAACCGGAGUACAUCAAUUCUACGUACUACUCCAUGUAGUCUCCUGCAAUGGCUAAUUUUGUCACUGAAUAACCACUUUUGACAAGCUGCCAUUUUUCUUUUCGGAAAGUGGAUCCCCAAACGGCUGAGGCAAUAGACCAGUUUAUAAUAAAAUUAAAAGCGUGUGCAACAGGAAGUUCAUCUUUUACUUUCAUUCUUGAUGAUCCUUCUGGCAACAUCUUUUAGUCUUUCCUGUCACACCGUUGCAUUUGAUAAGACAAGGACAUUGAGGACAGGGGAGUAUAUGUGCAAAGCGAUUGAGCCCAUACACGGACAUGAAGCUACCGCUUCUUGUUGCGUUACGACGUGUGAGAAAGAAGCUCUUGCUGUUACUGCUACUAUGGAAAAAGGCACCACCCACCCGAUCGGAAGUCAAUGUCUACUUGAUCUUUAUCAGGGUAAUAUGUGAUCUUCAGUCUUCUAAUGGUAUACACCCUUCCCUUACCAGAGGGGUGCAAAUGCGUCGAGCUACUCAAACAAGCUUGAAACGAGCCGAGCUUAAACGAGCUCGAGUGCAAACCUAAAAACAAGCUCGUUAUGUGUUCACACAGGACCAGCAAGUUAUGGAGCUCUAUUUGUGUUGCGAUUUCUUUAUAGAAAAUAUGACUUUCAUCAACUUCUUUAUCUAAAGUGUGUUACUUAUAGUUUCAAGUCAGAUGAGGAGAGCCAAAUUGCAUACUUAACUUGAGCGAGCCAAUGAGUGAGUUGCCAUAAUUCUCAAAAUUAUGCUACAGAUGCAGUGAGAGAAGCCUUUUUUAGUUUUAUAACAGUUGUUCGUUUGUUGGGGCCUCACAAAACACACACUCAAAACUCACUUAAUAAGAAAGAUGUAAACCUAUCGAUGUGCACUACGGAAAAAAGGUUGUUUAAGCUCAACUCAUCCUGUUCUGGCCUGUUUAAAUCGGCCUUACCAGAAUCUCCGGUUACAGUUUGACCCGUUCGUAAUUUUUUAGUGUACCAAAAUAAACUGGGUCAGGUUGGGUUGACCCGCAAACACUUUUGUCUCUUUUUAUUGACUUUUUUGAUCAUUUUAAACAGUAAUACAAAAUACAAUAGCAAGCUAAUAUAUCAUAAAAUAAAAAGAUUUAAGAGGUUGGGAAAUUUCUUAUUUAACCUACAUCAAACCAUUUACAUGUACAUAUACUUUUUAAAUAAAAGGCCAUCUGGAAUUCCUUAAAGACAACUUAUAAGCAAAAGAUGUGAAAUUUGUUUCUGAUUAGUGUGCAAAAUUUGCUUUCAUUUGUGCACUCACAGACAAACUUGCUUUAAAAAAAAUCCCAGCAUGUUAUUCAUGCCAUAAUUAGGAUUUAAGAACCCCCACAUACAAUAUGAGAAUUUUUAUAACUGGUCCCUCAAAUUGGGGGGUUCAACCCGACCUAAACUUGCUUUAAAAAAUCCCAGCAUGUUAUUCAUGCCAUCUCUCUAUAUUAUGUAUGAGUAUGCUAGAUGGGUGACUAAAUGCUAUUUGUUAACAGGAUUCGUUCGAAGAUGACAAGUCAAAGAUUCUUAUGAUAUUAUGUGCAAGCCCGGAUCCAAAGGAAAUGCAUAAAACAAUAUCGACAUUGGAAUACGGUGCAAAAGCCAAAUGCAUCGUGCGUGGGCCUCAUACGCCAAUUAAGGGAGA
Molecule: messenger RNA, 5390 nt
Organism: Helianthus annuus (common sunflower)
Lineage: Eukaryota; Viridiplantae; Streptophyta; Magnoliopsida; Asterales; Asteraceae
Product: sister chromatid cohesion protein PDS5
Exons: 9
Coding region: 1203-2354 (383 amino acids)
Biological process (GO): mitotic sister chromatid cohesion; DNA repair
Cellular component (GO): nucleus; chromatin
Molecular function (GO): DNA binding; calcium ion binding
Source: RefSeq, a predicted model, not a curated record